Opisthocomus hoazin is the source of this 2028-nucleotide messenger RNA. The record is from RefSeq and is a predicted model, not a curated record. Lineage: Eukaryota; Metazoa; Chordata; Aves; Opisthocomiformes; Opisthocomidae.
AUGCGGUGGGGUUCGUGCCAGCUCCCAGCCCCUCGCAUGCAUGGAGAAUCCUGUCUCCACCUGUGCGGCUCUGGGGGUCAGCCGGGGGAGCAGCUCUCUGAACACUUCUUGCGCUGGAAGGCUGGAGGAGUGGUUUUACGUGGUGUAUCAGUAAACUUCUCUCUUUCAGGCCACUGUCAUGAGAAAAACCCAGAUGGCAGUCAUGACAAGGAGAAAUACUUUGAUGACCACCGUGAGUCAGUUGCAGCAGUAGCAGAAGGACAGUCUGAGGGAGGUACAGAAGAUCCAGAAGUCCUCACUCAGAGUUCAGCAAGAGAUCCCUCCUUCCUGAGACUGGAAAACACGGUCACUGCAGAAAGCAACGGUUCAGAAGGAAUGGAAGGGUUAGAAGACGAUCAGAUGUCUGAAGAGAUGCUGGCUUUGGUGGAUGAGUUUGAAAGCUCUUGGCCUCAGGAAGCUUUUGAAGGGGCACUGGAGGUAAAAGGUCGUCGGAUGGACUUACAGGGAAUCCGGGUCCUAAAGAAAGGAUCUCAGGAUGGACUGGCUAGCUCCUGUUUUGGGGACUGUGGCGAUGAUGAUGAAGCUGAAUGGAUCACUUUUCAGGUCAAACGUUUAAAGAAACCAAAAGCUGAAAGCUUGGAUCUCCAGGAGCCAGUUGGGAGAAACGGGGAAGAAGGGAAUAAUGGAGAAAAUGAAAACUUUUACCAAACUGCCCUGGAGAUCAGUGGACCAAAGAUUCCUUCUCCUGGACCAAUAGGAAAAAGGCGUGACUAUCGUAGCCUUGGCUGGCCAAGUCCUGAUGAAUGCCUGAAACUCCGUAGGGUAGAGCUGACAACUGUAGCCAGCACAUGGCUUGCUGUUUCUGCUAAAAACAUUGACAUUACAGAACACAUUGAUUUUGCUACACAGCUGCAAGAACCAGCCAUGGAGCCCCUUUGUAACCCAAAUCUACCAGCCAGUAUGCAUACUUUGGACCACCUGCAAGGUGUCUCUAGUCGGGCCAGCUUGCAUUACACUGGAGAAAGUCAACUGAAAGAGGUGCUACAAAAUCUUGGCAAAGACCAGUACUCACCACAGUCAUUAGAACAAGUUGGGACUCGAAUAGCCAAAGCUUUGGAAAAGAAUCAGACUUCAUGGGUCCUCUCUAGCAUGGCAGCUCUUUACUGGAGGGUGAAAGGCCAAGGAAAGAAGGCAAUUGAUUGCUUACGACAAGCAUUGCACUAUGCACCCCAUCACAUGAAGGAUGUACCACUAAUAAGCCUAGCAAACAUCUUCCACAAUGCAAAACUCUGGAAUGAUGCCAUCAUCGUGGCUACCAUGGCAGUGGAAAUAGCACCCCACUUUGUCGUUAAUCAUUUCACGCUGGCAAAUGUCUACGUAGCAAUGGAAGAGUUUGAAAAGGCGAUGAAAUGGUAUGAGUCAACACUAAAACUUCAGCCGGAGUUUGCCCCAGCAAAGAAUCGAAUCCACACCAUUCAGUGUCAUUUACUUAUGAAAAAAGAGCGACGGUCUCCUUAGAGAUCAGCAUCUCUCUCUUUUUUUUAAAAAAUGUCAUUAUUCUCUAUUCUGCUUUUAAGUGUGCUAAGAUAAAUUGAUGAAUCGAAAUUUUUAACAAGACUUUUGAAAAGAGAUAGGAUUUGGAUCGAGGGUUCUUUUGGUUUUUUUUUCUCAAAUAUAGGAGCAUCUCUGGAAAGUGUAUUUCACAGACCAUAAUUUUAAAACAUCCGUGUAAAUAUUAAACCAAUAAACUUCCAUGAGUACAUGACCACCUGUACCAGGACCCAGGCACUGUUAGUUUUUCCUUAAUGCUCAGAUUGGCGUCAGCAUCCAAAAUACCUUGCUUCAUGUCUUAUGGUCUAAGUCAAUGGAAAUGCAAAGCACACACCCGUACCAAAUAAUAAGAAGAGAUAAUCAGUAGCUGAUCCAUGUGAAACUCAUGCUUUGUCCAGUCUUGUUCACUCCGUACCGCAUUACCUGCUUUUUUGGAAGGAGAGGGACAGGAUUUUAAAAGUUUAUUAAAAAAAAAAA